Cariama cristata (Red-legged seriema) is the source of this 435-nucleotide messenger RNA. It is a transcript of the gene TNNC2, whose product is annotated as troponin C type 2 (fast). The record is from RefSeq and is a predicted model, not a curated record. The annotation marks the transcript as partial. Lineage: Eukaryota; Metazoa; Chordata; Aves; Cariamiformes; Cariamidae. Gene Ontology annotation, molecular function: calcium ion binding. Gene Ontology annotation, cellular component: myosin II complex. The transcript has 4 exons.
ACGGACCAGCAGGCUGAAGCCCGCGCCUUCCUCAGCGAGGAGAUGAUCGCGGAGUUCAAGGCCGCCUUCGACAUGUUUGAUGCGGACGGCGGUGGGGACAUCAGCACCAAGGAGCUGGGGACGGUGAUGAGGAUGCUGGGCCAGAACCCCACGAAAGAGGAGCUGGAUGCCAUCAUAGAGGGGGUGGCUGAGGAUGGCAGCGGCACCAUUGACUUCGAGGAGUUCCUGGUGAUGAUGGUGCGCCAGAUGAAGGAGGAUGCCAAGGGCAAGUCUGAGGAGGAGUUGGCCAACUGCUUCCGCAUCUUUGAUCGGAACGCGGAUGGAUUCAUCGACAUCGAGGAGCUGGGUGAGAUCCUGAGGGCCACCGGGGAACACGUCACCGAGGAGGACAUAGAGGAUCUUAUGAAGGACUCAGACAAGAACAAUGACGGCCGC